AUGGUUCGCCUGCUCGUACCCGAGGUUUCAAGAAUCUCUUGUAUCAAGGCCAAAGACUACGACAAUUUUAUGGCUUACAUUUCGCUAUACUGUCUUUUAUGGCAGUGUCUAGCUGGGCGAUGGAGCAGAGCGAGCGCAGAAUCAAACAGCGACUCAUCAAAGAAAAAGGCGAAGUCAUGGGACCAUUCCAAUGGUACGAGUCGACUAGUGAAUACACUGUGGAUGAUGGAAUUGUCGCGGGAGCGGUCUUGUCGGGGCCUGCCAUCUAUGCUUUUCGGCGAGCUGCGUGGAUGCGGGCUGGAUUGA
Molecule: messenger RNA, 306 nt
Organism: Pyrenophora tritici-repentis Pt-1C-BFP
Lineage: Eukaryota; Fungi; Ascomycota; Dothideomycetes; Pleosporales; Pleosporaceae
Source: RefSeq, a predicted model, not a curated record